AUGUCUGAUAAAAAAAUUUGCAAACACAUUGCGACUGUGUCAGAUAGACAUUUUUAUAGAAGACUUAAUUGGGAAAUGCAGAAAUUACGUUCGGAAAGUGUUUUGCAGAACUCUGAAUGCGAAAAGGAUAAUAUUGAUUUGCCUAGUACUAGUGCUUGUACAAUAGAUAAUAUUGAAACUGCGAAUAAUGCUUCUAUUGUAGAUGACUUUGAAGGACCGUCUUCUUACCAGGCAGAGUUACAGGGCGAUGUUGAAAGAAAUGAUUAUUCGUCUCUCUCAGAUAGCGAGGAUGAUGAUAUAACUGAAGUUUUUGAUGCAAGACAAUUUUUAGCAGAGUGGGCUGUGAAUUAUCAGAUACCUCAUAAUGCUGUAUCUGCACUACUUAAAGGGCUAAAACUUCAUGAUUGUUUCAGUGAUUUACCAGCAGAUAGUAGAACACUUCUGAAAACAAAAAGGACUGCUGUAUCAAAAGUUGUAAGUCCAGAAAUGCAAUCACCUGCAAGAACUGAUGAACACUUUCGAAGCUUAGAAGAUGAAGACUACCACAAUGGCUAUACAAGAUUG
Ctenocephalides felis (cat flea) is the source of this 564-nucleotide messenger RNA. RefSeq lists its product as uncharacterized. The transcript is spliced from 2 exons. NCBI's taxonomy places the organism in Eukaryota, Metazoa, Arthropoda, Insecta, Siphonaptera, Pulicidae. The annotation marks the transcript as partial. The record is from RefSeq and is a predicted model, not a curated record.